AUGCGUCUCACCAAGACGGACCUCAGCGUCGCGCUGCUCGCGUCGGCCCUACCCGCAACCCAGGCGGCGUGCAGCCUCCCCUCGUCCUACCGGUGGACGUCGACGGGCGCGUUGGCUCAGCCCAAAUCGGGGUGGGCUAACCUCAAGGACUUCACCCACGUGCCUUACAACGGCAAGCACCUUGUGUACGGGAGCUACUACUCUAACGCCUACGGCUCAAUGAACUUCGGCCUCUUCUCGGACUGGAGCGAGAUGGGCUCGGCCAGCCAGAACCAGAUGAGCCAGGCCGCGGUCGCGCCCACGCUCUUCUACUUCUCCCCAAAGAACAUCUGGGUCCUGGCCUACCAGUGGGGUGCCACCCCUUUCUCCUACCGCACCUCGACCGAUCCGACCAACCCCAACGGCUGGUCCGCUCCCCAGCCGCUCUUCUCGGGCUCCAUCUCCGACUCGGACACGGGCCCCAUCGACCAGACCCUGAUCGGCGACGACAAGAACAUGUACCUGUUCUUCGCCGGCGACAACGGCAAGAUCUACCGCGCCAGCAUGCCGCUCGGCAACUUCCCGGGCAACUUUGGCUCGGCCGCCACCGUCGUCCUGAGCGGCGCCCGCUACGACCUGUUCGAGGCCGUGCAGGUAUACACGGUCGUCGGCCAGAGCUCGCCGACCUAUCUGAUGAUCGUCGAGUCCAUCGGCGCGCGCGGGCGCUACUUCCGCUCCUACACGGCCAGCCGGCUCGACGGCGCCUGGACGGCCCAGGCGGCCAGCGAGAGCCAGCCGUUCGCCGGCGCGGCCAACAGCGGCGCCUCCUGGACCAGCGACAUCAGCCACGGCGACCUCAUCCGCAUCGACGCCAACCACACCAUGCCCGUCGACCCCUGCCGCCUCCAGCUGCUCUACCAGGGCCGCUCCGGCGACAGCGCCGACUACAACUCCCUCCCCUACCGCCCGGGCCUGCUCACCCUGCAGGGCGCUUCUUCCGGCGGCGGCGACAACGGCGGCGGCGGCGGCGGCGUAACCGUCCCCCGGUACGGCCAGUGCGGUGGCCAGGGCUACACGGGGCCGACAACGUGCGAGAGCCCAUACACGUGCAAGUACCAGAAUGAUUGGUACUCCCAAUGCCUCUGA
This is a messenger RNA of Thermothelomyces thermophilus ATCC 42464, 1125 nucleotides long. Its product is annotated as glycoside hydrolase family 62 protein. NCBI's taxonomy places the organism in Eukaryota, Fungi, Ascomycota, Sordariomycetes, Sordariales, Chaetomiaceae. Gene Ontology annotation, cellular component: extracellular region. The record is from RefSeq and is a predicted model, not a curated record. The transcript has 2 exons. Gene Ontology annotation, molecular function: cellulose binding; alpha-L-arabinofuranosidase activity. The coding region runs from base 1 to 1125 and encodes 374 amino acids. Gene Ontology annotation, biological process: L-arabinose metabolic process.